Molecule: messenger RNA, 5694 nt
Organism: Menidia menidia (Atlantic silverside)
Lineage: Eukaryota; Metazoa; Chordata; Actinopteri; Atheriniformes; Atherinopsidae
Source: the annotation of a GenBank genome assembly
AUGAUGGAGUGGACGAGGGCGUGGCCGCUCGCUCUGCUGGCCGUGGCGUCCCUUUGCCUGGGCCCCGCCGGGGGCCGGAGCCCCGUCUUCUGCUCCAAGACCCUGAUCAACAACGUGGUGGCCGACCCGCGCACGGGGCGCCUGUACGCGGGCGCCGUCAACGCGCUCUACCAGCUGAGCCCUGACCUCCGGGUGGAGUCCCAGACGGAGACGGGCCCCCGCCGCGACAACCGGCAGUGCACGCCGCCCGUCACCGACUCCUGCGAGGAGGCGGAGAGCACCGACAACCACAACAAGCUGCUGCUGGUGCACGCCGCCAACGGGAGCCUGGUGGCGUGCGGCAGCAUCUUCCGGGGCAUCUGCUCGCUCAGGAACCUCAGCGACGUGGACCACCUGCUCUACUUCCGCGACACCAACGGGGAGAAGUCCUACGUGGCCAGCGCCGAGGAGGGCGUGUCGGUGGUGGGGGUGAUGUCGUACUACAGCACGGGAAAGGAGAACCUCCCGGUGUUCCUGGUGAGGAGGAAAACGCACACCCUCACACACUCACGCACACUCUCAAACACAUAUCAGACGGCUUUGCCGGACUUCCUGUGCCACGACAGCACCAAGCUGAUCUCCACCCGCAUCCUGGAGGAGACGGGCGACUGGGUGGCCUUCGACAGCAUCAUCGAGGCCUCGGCCGUGCAGGCCAACCCCUUCGUGCUGCGCUACCUGCACGACUUCCGCUUCGCCUUCAAGCACGGGGGCUUCGUCUACUUCCUGUUCUCGCGCACGCUCGGGAUGCAGGACACCAAGAACUUCACCUUCAUCGCCCGCAUGUGCGAGGACGACAAGAGCUACUACUCCUACACCGAGCUGCAGCUCAACUGCAGCGCCAACAACAAGUUCAACAAGGCUCAGUCGGUGACGAGGUGCUGUUUGUCACCUUCACUUCUGAUGAAGACUCGUCCACUUCGGCCUUGUGUACGUAUCAUCGGCAGUCCUGGAAAUGUGCACCCUGCAGCCGAGCAGAGCGGAGCCAAAAGCCUUUCAUUUUACCGUAUGUACCCUUUGGACUUCAUCAAUGACAAAAUAAUGGGGAUAAUUGAAGCCUGCUACAGCAACAACGGCAUCAUCAAAAAUAAGCCUGCCGUCUACUCGCCUUAUUCCUCCAAGUCUGAGGACCUGUGCAGCAGCAACAAUCAGAAUUACAUGGCGCUUAAAUACAAGUGUGGGGCAGAGUUUCUGCCCUCACCGCUGGCCAGCAAGGCCGAGUUUGCCUUAACGUCCGAGCCGUUAGUGGUCCGGAAGGGUCACAUGACGGCCGUGGCCGUGGCUGUGGAGAUGGGGCACACCGUGGCGUUCCUGGGCACCGCCACAGGAGAGCUCCUGAAGGUCCACUUGUCGGCUCGGCCUGAGGUGUAUUCCAGAGUGCCGGGCGAGGGGCCGGGAGACAGGGUCAACAAGAACCUGCUGUUGGAUUCCAGCCUCCAACACCUGUACGUCACCACCGAGAAAAAGAUCACCAAGGUUCCGGUCCAAGCCUGCCAUCUGAAGACCGACUGCUCCUCCUGCAUGAGCAUGAAGGAUCCCUACUGUGGCUGGUGUGUCCUGGAGGGAAAGUGUACCAGAAAGCAGGAUUGCGGCAGGUCGGCGGAGAGAAACACCUGGCUGUGGUCACCCGAUCAGAAGUGUGUGGAGAUCGAGGCCUUCAGCCCCAUGAACAUCAGCUGUAAGAAGACUCAGCAGGUUGACAUCAGCAUCCCCAGCCUCCCCCGGCUGCAGGAGCAGGAUAAGCUGCUGUGUGUGUUCGGCCACUUCAGCACCGACGCCGUCAUGCACGCCCGCGGCCCGCUGCUGGUGCUGGUGAACAGGACCAUCGAGGUCACGUCUGGAGAGUACAGCUUCUACAACUGUGCCGCGACGGUCAGGAAAAACGGAAACACGCCCUGCAUAGCGUGUGUCACCAGCCAGUGGGGCUGUCAGUGGAACGCCCGGGAUCACAUCUGCAGCGACAGGGACGAUUCAGUGGAGGGGGGUCACAUAGUCAAACCCCAACAGUCGGAGAACUGUCCCCAGUUCGAGUCUCCGGAGCCGAUCCUGAUCCCCGUCGGCUUCGAGAUCCCCAUCGGCUUCCAGGGGAGAAACCUGGGAAUUUACGAGGGCCGGAGGUUCUCCAUCGGGACCGAGUUGAUGAAACACACGGAGGAGGAGGUCAUUCAGGAGCUGGACUCUACCUUUAAAUUCAAAGGCUAUCAGUUCGCCUAUGACAAGCUGCAGGAGGUGAACGUAUCCUUUCAUGUCAAAGACAGAGACACCGGGAAGAAGAUUGACAGCACCCUGACAGUGGUGCUGUACAACUGCUCGGUGGGGAGGGAGGACUGCAGCCUGUGCAAGCACGCCCACGCCAAGUACCAGUGCGUGUGGUGCACGGCCUCCCGGGCCUGCGUCUACAGCCGGAUCUGCACCACACCGCCGCCCGCCCACUGCCCCGACCCCGAGAUAUCCGACCUGAGCAUCUUAUUUUUCUUCCACCUGCUGCAGAUCAUCCCCCGCUACGGCCCCCUGAACGGUCAGAUCUCUGUGACCAUCAGAGGCUCAAACAUGGGAAUAAAGAAGGAGGACAUCAAAAAGAUCACGGUGGCCGGAGUGAACUGCGAUCACCUGGAAGACAGAUACUCCAAAGCCCCCCCGUACGACCUCCCGGUGGAGCCCUCCCUCAGCGGCGCCGUGGAGAUCGAGGUGGACGGCGGCCGGAGAGGAGUGUCCAGGGUCAAGUUCACCUAUCGGGAUCCCGAACCAAAAAGUGUCCACCCAUCCAAGGGUCCUGCAGCUGGAGGAACUGAGAUCACCAUCGUAGGAGACGACUUGGAGACGGCCACAAAGGAGGAUAUCGCCGUCACCAUCGGGAGCGUUCCCUGUGAAGUCUUGGCGUUCGGCAGGACCAUCACCUGUAAGACGGGCCGGUACCGGGGCCAGAAGGUGCCCUCGGAGCCCUUAACGGUGACGGUGAAGUACGGAAAAAAUACGGAAAAACACGUGCCCAUGGCCUUCCAGUACUGCGACAACCCCAAGAUCCUGGAUUAUAAACCCAAGGCCAGCUUCAUCUGUGGUGGUCGGAGGAUCGAGGUGACGGGAACCGGCUUCGAUCUUAUCCAGUCGGCUGUGAUGAAAGUCCUACCCUCGGCCGAUGACUUCUCCCAGAACACCACGCCUGCUAAGUUCGAGGAGGAGGCCCUGAAGAAGAACGACACCGUCCUGGUGUUCCACUCGCCGUCGGUGGCUAACUGCAGCGACAGCCAAUCCCUGAGGACCGUCCUCCAGCUGGACAACCUGGUCGAGGAGCUGACCGGCUUCAAAUACCACCCGGACCCCGUCUUCGACGAGCUGGCCAAGAACGUCAUCACGGAGAGGAGCAUCAUCGUGGUGACGGGUGAAGGGUUCUCAAAGGCCAUGACGCUCACCGAGGCCCAGGCUUUUGUCGGGGACGCCUCCUGUCACGUCAACAUACUGCAGGAUGAUAAGUUGUUCCUGGAGGCUCCUUCGUCGCAGCCAAAGGCCCGAUCCAAACGCCAGCGCAGGGACACAACCAACGACAUGCUGGACCUAUUGGUAAAGUUCGGCCGGGGGGAGUGGAUCGUGGGCACGGUCUACUACGCCCGAAAGGACGACAUCCCUCUGGCCAUCAUCGUCCCCGCCGUCAUCGUGCCCAUGCUGCUCUUCAUCGCCGUGUCCGUCUACUGCUACCGGAGGAAGAGUCAGCAGGCCGAGCGGGAGUACGAGAAGGUGAAGAAUCAGUUGGCCAACCUGGAGGAGAGCGUCAGAGAUCGCUGCAAGAAGGAGUUCACAGAUCUGAUGAUUGAAAUGGAGGACCACACCAGCGAUCUGAGUGAAGGACGGAUCCCCUUCCUGGACUACAAAACCUACACCGAUCGGAAUUUCUUCCUGCCCUCCAAAGAAGGCUCCAACGACCCGAUGAUCACCGGGAAAAUACAAAUCCCAGAAGUCCGCAGGGCCACGGUGGCCCAAGCCCUAAACCAGUUUUCCAACCUGCUGAACAGCAAAACAUUUCUCAUAAAUUUCAUCCACACGCUGGAGAGCCGGCCGGACUUUAACGCGCGGGCCCGCGGCUACUUCGCCUCCCUGCUGACCGUGGCGCUGCACGGCAAGCUGGAGUACUACACGGACAUCAUGAGGACGCUGCUCCUGGAGCUGAUGGACGAGCACGUGCAGAACAAAAACCCCAAACUCAUGCUCAGGAGGUCGGAGACGGUGGUGGAGAGGAUGCUCUGUAAUUGGAUGUCCAUCUGCUUGUACCAGUUCCUCCGGGACACAGCCGGAGAGCCCCUAUAUAAGCUGUACAAGGCCCUGAAGCACCAGGUGGAGAAGGGGCCGGUGGACGGGAAGCUGAAGAAGGCCAAGUACACGCUGAACGACACGGGGCUGCUGGGCGACGACGUGGAGUACUCCGUGCUGGUCAGUGCACGCUCCGGCCCCCCGGGGCCUUCGGUUCUGCCGGAACGAGCUCUGGGCUCCAACCAAUACGGCUAUCUAGCCUUCGUGAGGGGGAGGGGUCAUAGCCAGACUCUGCAGGUGCUGGUGCACGGGGAGGGGCCGGACGUGACCCCGGUCAAGGUCCUGAACUGUGACUCCAUCACACAGGUGAAAGAGAAGAUCAUCGAGCAGGUGUACAGGAACCUGCCGUACUCCCAGAGGCCUAAAGUGGAGAGUGUAGCACUCGAGUGGCGUCCUGGCUCCACGGGUCAGAUCCUGUCUGACCUGGACCUCACCUCGCAGAAAGAAGGACGCUGGAAGAGGCUCAACACCUUGGCUCAUUAUAACGUCCGGGAUAAUGCCACAUUGGUUCUGUCCAGAGUUUUGCACACGCAGUCGUUUCAUCAGCACCAGGACAGCCAUGACGAGACCCGGCCGGACUGUCCGCACAUGUCCACACAAUCUGACGGCCCUCUCCUCUCCGGUGCAGAGAACGCGCUGCUGGAGGACGACAACACCUACCACCUGGGCACUCUGCAGCAGUUUGUGGACGACUUCUUCCGCAGCGUGCUGUGCUCCAGCUCCAUCGUCCCGCCCGCCGUCAAGUACUUCUUCGACUUCCUGGACGAGCAGGCGCACCGGCACGAGAACGUGGACGAGGAGACGCUGCAUAUCUGGAAGACCAACAGUUUGCCGAUGAGGUAUUGGGUGAACAUCCUGAGGAACCCGCACUUCAUCUUCGACGUGCACGUGACGGAGGUGGUGGACGCGUCCCUGCACGUCAUCGCGCAGACCUUCAUGGACGCCUGCACCAAGACGGAGCACAAGCUCAGCAGGGAGUCUCCCAGCAACAAGCUCCUCUAUGCAAAAGAGAUCUCAACGUACAAGAAAAUGGUGGACGAUUACUACAAAGGCAUCAGGCAGAUGAUUCCAGUCAGUGACCAGGACAUGAACACACACCUCGCCGAGGUGUCCAGGUUCUCGCUUUUUAAGAUUUUGAUCGGUGAUAUUUUGGCCACGUUCCGGCCGUUUAGGCCUCUGUUUUUGGGGGUGGACGUGACUAAAGCCGUUUCCUUCUCUCUGCAGCAACACACAGACAAGCUGAACACCCAGAUCAUCCAGUCUCUGGACGAUGACCCCGCCGCCCAGAACAAGCAGCUCACGCUCCGCCUCCAGCAGGUGGCCGCCGCCCUGGAGAACAAAGUGACCGACCUCUGA